UUAUCAGAUGACCAUUUGAUUUUAAAAAGAAUAGACAGCAUAUACACCUCAUUGUUAGCACGAUUUAAAUAUGAAUGCACAUAUUCUUGUUGGAUUUAUAUUGUUUCGCGCUAUCUUUCGGGUCAGAUGCUAUACCGACCUUGAAAACUUCAUUCGCAUUGGUGGCUCACUGGACCCCAACGUUUCUACGGUUGACUACUUCAACGGAUCUGUCUAUGCAAAGGUUAGCGGACACAGUUUACAGAAACUAUUCAAUUUCGAAGGCUACAAUAUAAACAGAAAACUUCUUCAAAACGAUUCUACGUUUCUGUCAUUGUCUCGUGAAUUUGUAGUUUACCGGCAUCCAGUUACAUCUGAGAUAUUGCAAGUAUUUAGUAAUCCUAUCAGUGGAAAAGCCAAUGAGGUAUUUUACGUCGCCAACGAUCCGGUAAAUGGUAUAAUAGACAGUGCUCCCAGGUCAUUUGUUUUACCAGAAAAUCAACCACAAGUGUCCAUUUAUAAUUCUGAUUAUGUGCUGGAAUAUCCGAAUCCGUUAACACCCGACAAGUACAAGCAAUACUCAGCGGGUACAAUUUAUGACGCGGUUGAGCUAUUUGCCUACAUUGUAAACAUACCUGAUCUGCAAACGGACAACAAGAGCAUUCCCAUGUGUGGUACAUGGAUGCGGAAGUCCGAGUUCCUGCCGUGGAUGGAGUUGUCUACAACGCCGGGUUCGCUCUUCUACACGACGCUCGUCUGGAAAUGCAUGGAUGGCCUUCAGUGCGUGUCAUCGGACAUUAUGAAUCUGAUAAAGUCAAAUUUUUCAAAAUAUCAAACCGCGCCAUCGACGGAUGAACAACCGAACGAAACAUCUUGGACGGCGUUUAAGAAAACAAUUGAUCAGCGUCGACUUGCGGGGUUUCCUGACAUUAUAAUUCCGGAUGUAAACAUUUCGUCAAAUGCCAGAGCAAUGGUGUAUAAUAUUGACAAACGUGUCAGUAAAAUUCUAACAGAAGGAAGUCUUACCAUGAGCAUAACCGGAUCUGCACAGUCUGAGAUAGCAGGAAUUUCUUCUCAUAUUUUGUUUGAUGCCAAUGGAGUCGUACACGUGACAUUGCAACCAGAACCACACCGAUCUCAUGCCGAUUAUUCUCUCCAAUUUAUUGGAAAUCUGGUUUUGCUAAACCAUACAACGGGGGAACCAUUGGAAGUGUUUGACAAUCCGAUCACUGGACAGUCGAUAGAUACUAGUCAUAUCUAUAAUCAAUCAUUAAAUGUAAGUCAUUCGUUCAGCAAGGAUUCACUGUUCACAAUCGACAUGCCUUCAUUUAAAGCCGUUGGCUUGAUCGGAGCAAACUCGCCAGCUGAAGAGCCCAACGGCGCCUGGGAAGUAAACCUGUUCAAUUUCAUCUUCCCUUACGAAGAACUUUCUAAGGACCCGACUCAAGCACAUUUCUACGGCUCUUUCUCCACAUUCAAAUCAUGGCCCGACUGGAUGAAAAUGCAUGGAAUAAGCGGGAAUGUCGUUUCAAAAUUCACAGCCUCCAAGUUUUGAGUGAAUCGAGCCUCGCUGAAAUAGUACAAUGCAAAAGUGUGGAUUCAACUCAUAAACAAGUUAAAAAGCUAUGUUUUAAGUUUAUCAUAUGAAUUAAAGUGUAUGUACAUUACAGACAACGAAUGCGUAUAAAUAAUUAACCUACUGUAAUGUAGCCCUAAACAUGACUUAAUUAAAGCCACACACCUUGAAAUGAAAUACAUGUUAAUCAAUACAUAUAGAUGCAAUUUGAAACUGUGCAAAAUUGUCAUACAAUCUAUAGCCUAGUUAGCAAGUAUUUUAUUUAUUUUUUUUAAUUUUAAAACCGAAAGUAGGAUUUCUAUAGGUAUACGUAUAUUUCGACAAAUGCGAUUAGUUUUAAGUUUUAAAGCGAAAAUAGACGGAUUAAUACCUUGUUACCACCAGAUAUACUCUAAUUGGCAUAGAUAAAAUUAAAUAUAUAGCCUAGUUAGCAAGUAAUUCAUUAUUUUUCAAACGGUACCACUUUUAAAACCGAAAGUAGGAUUUCUGGACAUAUACGUCCAUUUUGACAAACGCGAUUAUUUUUAAAUUAUUAAAGCGCAAAAAGACGGCUUUCUACCUUGUAACCACCAGAUAUAUUCUAAUUGGCCUAUAUAAAAUAUGUUUCUUGUUUAUACUUAAAAUUAACUAAGCCAUGUAGUUCAUUUCAAGGUGUGUGGCUUUAAAAAGAAUUGUUGUAAAUGUGCAUUAAUCAGUGUUCGCAUCUCCCCAUUGCUCCGGGACUCUGUGCCUUCAAAUAUAUAGAACCCAAUCGGAUAUGUUUCAGUCCUUUAUUUGCAGCCAUUUAUAUAACUCGAUGUUUUUCAGUCAUUAAAAGACCUAAUUUAUAAACAAGUAUACCAAUAGCAAAAAUUGUAUUCGCAAUUAUAAAAACAUGCUUGUUGGAAAUCAAAUUGUUUAGAAUCUAAUGUCAAAUGCAAAUAUUCAACCGUGUGCAUCGCUGCUUAUAUGUCUGUUUUUUUUCAAUAAUGCGUGUAUUUUAAUGUUUUGUUAAUAAAUUCACAAACAAA
Molecule: messenger RNA, 2565 nt
Organism: Dreissena polymorpha
Lineage: Eukaryota; Metazoa; Mollusca; Bivalvia; Myida; Dreissenidae
Exons: 1
Coding region: 71-1534 (487 amino acids)
Source: RefSeq, a predicted model, not a curated record